Molecule: messenger RNA, 718 nt
Organism: Glycine soja
Lineage: Eukaryota; Viridiplantae; Streptophyta; Magnoliopsida; Fabales; Fabaceae
Product: auxin-responsive protein SAUR23-like
Exons: 1
Coding region: 121-495 (124 amino acids)
Biological process (GO): response to auxin
Source: RefSeq, a predicted model, not a curated record
UGGCUAUCUUACCAAAAUACAAUCAUAUAAAUCAUUCCUUCACCUUGCACAGUAUAGCUAGUACCUCUACAUAGCUUUCUUUCUAUAUUUGUAUCCCUAACAUCGUCUUCCUUAAGCAACAUGUUGGGAAAAAAGAGUUUCAAGAAACUGGCAAAAAAGGUGAAGAAGGGUGUAGGUGGAAUUGACCCUGACCCUGUACGUCACGAGUGUUUGCUGAAGGAAUAUGAAGAAGAAUGUGCUACUAACACACCCCCAAUUGGUUUUUUUGCAGUUUAUGUCGGGGAAGAGCGUCAAAGAUACGUGGUUCCGACCCGUUACCUUUCUCACCCGUUAUUCAAGAUGCUGUUGGAGAAGGCUUACGAUGAGUUUGGAUUUUCACAGAGGAAUGGCCUUGUAAUUCCAUGCAGUGUUUCCACAUUUCAAGAGGUGGUGAAUGCUAUUGAAUGCAACAACGACAAGUUUGACUUGGGAAAGUUUUUUGCAGAAUUUGUUUGAAACACAAGCUCUUUCAUUUUUUUGCUAUAGUCUGAUAACUAUAGCUUCUUUGGUUGGGUUUUUUUUUCUAGCUAUAAUGUAUAUGUAUGACACACACAUGUAGUGCACAACACUCCAGAUAGGUAGGUUUUAACUUCAAAUGAACUUGUUGUAGCAAACAGAUUCAGUUAGAAUAGAUCUGACAUAUAAAAUAGCCAUUUUAUGAACUUUCAAGAUUGGUUUA